Equus caballus (horse) is the source of this 1720-nucleotide messenger RNA. RefSeq names its product 2,4-dienoyl-CoA reductase 2 (gene DECR2). NCBI's taxonomy places the organism in Eukaryota, Metazoa, Chordata, Mammalia, Perissodactyla, Equidae. Gene Ontology annotation, cellular component: peroxisome. Gene Ontology annotation, biological process: fatty acid catabolic process. Gene Ontology annotation, molecular function: 2,4-dienoyl-CoA reductase (NADPH) activity. The record is from RefSeq and is a predicted model, not a curated record.
CAGGGCGUCCUGGGGUUGGAGGAAGCGUGGGCGGCGGCGAGUAGAGGCGCCGACGGCGCCGGGCGUGGCUCCGCGUACCCGGGCCAAGUGGGGCGGAGCGCAGACGACCCCAGACACCCGCCUGUCCCGGAGGCCGAGGCCGUUGCUCUGAUCGCUCCCGGGCGGGUGCCUGCCGUCCUCGCCGUCCCGGCGCGCGCCGAGCGCCAUGGCCCAGCCGCCGCCCGACGUCGGAGAGGACGACUGUCUCCCUGAGUACCGCCACCUCUUCUGCCCCGACCUGCUCCGGGACAAAGUGGCCUUCAUCACAGGUGGUGGCUCUGGGAUCGGGUUCCGGAUUGCUGAGAUUUUCAUGCGGCACGGCUGCCACACGGUCAUCGCUAGCAGAAGCCUUCCCAGAGUGUCAACGGCUGCCAGGAAGUUGGUUGCUGCCACCGGCCAGCGGUGCUUGCCUUUAUCUCUGGACGUCCGAGCCCCCCCAGCCAUCAUGGCUGCCGUGGACCAGGCACUGAAGGAGUUUGGGAAAAUCAACAUUCUCAUUAACUGUGCAGCUGGAAACUUCCUGUGCCCCGCCAGCGCGUUGUCCUUCAAUGCCUUCAAGACUGUGAUGGACAUCGACACCUUGGGCACCUUCAACAUGUCUCGCGUGCUCUACGAGAAGUUUUUCCGGGACCAUGGAGGGGUGAUUGUGAACAUCACUGCGACCCUGGGUGCCCGGGGGCAGAUGCUCCAAGUGCAUGCAGGCUCAGCCAAGGCGGCUGUGGAUGCAAUGACCCGGCACUUGGCUGUGGAGUGGGGUCCCCAAAACAUCCGUGUCAACAGCCUUGCCCCUGGCCCCAUCAGUGGCACGGAGGGGUUGCGGCGGCUGGGUGGCUCCCGGGCCAGCAUGAGGGAGAACGUCCUGGCCAGCCCCCUGCAGAGGCUGGGGAACAAGACGGAGAUCGCCCACAGUGUUCUCUACCUGGCCAGCCCUUUGGCAUCCUACGUGACCGGGGCCUUGCUGGUGGUUGAUGGCGGGGCGUGGCUGACAUUCCCUAAUGACGUCAAGUUGCUGGCGGAUUUUGCAUCCUCUGCUAAGCUCUAGGAGGCGGGCGCUGGUGCCCCUCGGUCCUCCCGCAUGACCCUGGCAUGUGCUGGCAUUUCUGGCAGCCUCUGGAUGCCUGAAGCAAAGGAGGCGUCCUGAAGGGGAAGCUGGUCCGCAGCUCACUCUUGGAUUCCUGGGAAGCUGUGACGAGAAAACUGCUGUUCUGAGUCUCUGCCUCUGCAUUUCACAGUGUGACGGCCUGCUCGCAGAAGGGCCUGAGCUUAGGAUUCCCGCCAAAAAUUCCUGCUUUGCCUUCCCCGGGGCACCUUUUAAAAUAACCAUUUUUGGUGCCGGCCCCGGGGCCGAGUGGUUAAGUUCGCACUCUCUGCUUCAGGACCCACAACUAGAGUAUGCAACUAUGUACUAGGGGGCUUUGGGGAGAAGAAGAAGAAGAGAAAAAGAAGAUUGGCAACAGAUGUUAGGUGCCAAUCUUUUAAAAAAUAAAGUAAUAUUUAUAGUUAAGGCCAUGGGAAGUUAAUGACCUCUGCCCCAACCACCGUAUACGUGACAGGUGCUUGCUGCUCUGCUCUCUAUCUCCUGCUCCCUCGUGACCUGGGAUGGGAGGACUGCCCUUCCCUGGCUCAUUGCCACCCCCUCCCCCCAUUCUGGGAUCUAUAAGUAAUAAAUCCUGUGACUGUA